AUGGCAAACACAAAGAAAUCCGCUCAGACAGACCGAUGCCCAAUUGAAAUGGUCGCUCGUGCUAAUUCACAAGAAGAAUCUUGUAUCAGAAGUAGUCUUCCAGUUAUAAAUUCCAAAACAUGUCUAGUUCAUACACGACGCCAUGGUCGGAAUGAUUUAAAAUACUCUACAAAUCAUCAUGGUCGAUCUAAUCAUUCUCCAGCAAAGGAUGUGUUUGGUAAGAGAGAACCACCAGAAAUUCAACCGGCAUCACGACGAUAUCCACGAAAACUGCCGAAAGCUUUAAUAGGACAAGACUUUCUAAUGAGUUGGCUUUCCCAUGCCUCUGAUCGCUCCGAACACUUUCCAGAAAUAAUUGACUAUCAGAAUAAAAGAUCUAAAACUAGAAGUAGUGACCAGACAUAUUCGACAGCUAAUGAAUAA
Molecule: messenger RNA, 423 nt
Organism: Lottia gigantea (owl limpet)
Lineage: Eukaryota; Metazoa; Mollusca; Gastropoda; Lottiidae
Exons: 1
Coding region: 1-423 (140 amino acids)
Source: RefSeq, a predicted model, not a curated record